AUCACAAUUAAAUCAAUGAAGAAACACAUUUCGUUUUGUGGAGAUUUUCAGAUCAUUUCAUACAGUAUAAUAGUUACUGAACGAACUAGCUUUUGGAAACACAUUAUGUCACGUCAUGAAGGAGUUAGCUGUGAUAAUUGCUUAAUGAGCAAUUUUCGACAAAAGCGUUUCAAAUGUUUAAUCUGCUACGAUUACGAUCUCUGUGAGAUUUGCUACGAUAACAAUGUCAGUACAUCACGUCACUCUCCUUCUCAUCCAAUGCAAUGUAUUUUAACAAAGCACGCCUUUGAUCUUUUCUAUGGAGGUGAAGGUAUAGGAAUGGACAGUCCACCAUCACUGACUUGCCCACUUUGUGGAAAGAAAGGUUUCACAGAAGUUAAUUUACAAGAACAUGUUAAUUCUCAACAUCUUGAAACUAGUGUAGAAGUGGUCUGCCCAAUAUGUGCUGCAAUACCAACUGGAGAUCCAAAUCAUGUAACUGAUGACUUUGCCACCCAUCUUGCCAUUGAACACAACACAUCACAUCGUACUGCGACCAUUGAGGACCCAAUAGGAGGUCGGCAAAGCAUGAGACGAAUGUUUUAUCCGGGACGCAGCACACGUGGUGCACGUGCACAAAGAUCUGCAAAUAUGCAUUUUACAAGUGGCCCAAGUUCAGUGCCAGGGUUUGGAGUGGCAAAUGCUGCGGCUUCAACAAUACCACAAAUGAGAGAUGCCAUGGACCCAAUAGCAGAAUUAUUGUCACAAUUGAGUGGUGUGAGAAGAAACGCACAACAGCUGCAGCAAACCGUAUCUACUGCUUCACAGUUACAAGAAUUACAAGCUCAACUACAACUCGAAAGACAAAGAGCUUCCAUCAUAAGGCAACAGCUUGAACGUAUCCCUGGAAAGAUUCAGACAGCUCAGAAUGGAAAACAGACGAGUCAGCCUAUAGGAACCCAAAACAAGAACUAUGCAAAUGCUGUGAAAGCAAAUAAAGAAGAAAGUUCAGUAACAGUAUCUGAGGAUGAUGACCCUCGUCUCCUAUUAUCAAAGAUAUAUGACAAAGAUUCGGAAGCAGGAAGCGAGUCACAAAAUAUAGACAUUUUUGAACAAAGUUUAUUUGUACGGGAAUUGAUUUUAUCUUUACCCAUUGAAGAUGGUAAUGAUGCGAUAACAUACGAUUCAUCCCUCACUUCUCCUAUAUCACCUGUACCUGCACGUGCUAUACCAGUGGAUUGUGGUGUUUCAGCAGCGGAAACAUCACAACCCGCAACUUCUAGGCCUGCAGUCAAAAGCGAAAAUGAAAAGGUUUCUUUAUCGAGUCAGAGUGGCCCAAGUGCUCCAGUAGAAUCUGACAGGGUUGUGGAAUCAACAGAACUGUUUCGAGAAGAAGAAAAUGGCAUGACGGAAAAAUUAGCUACUGCUAGCGAUCACGAUGUUUCUUACAAUGUUAGGAAAAGCAACAGCGCAGAAAAAUCUUCGCUCCAUCAUCAAUCGCUCGAGUCAAUGAGCGAAUUGAAGAAAGAAUCAAAUGUUCGACAAGCGCAGUUUUCAUCAGAUGCAUCAAGUGUUGCAGGGCUCGUACGAUCACAAUCCUCUCACCCUGUAUCUCCAUUUCCUGUUUUAGUUAGCGGCACUUCAGAGCAGUAACCAUAACCAAUGACGACAGUCAAAUAACUCUCUAACACUGAAGAAAUUAAUGUCAUUUUGUUUGAUAUACUAUUUCUAGACUAGACAGAAACUUAUAAGUAUAUAAUAUGAAUUAAUAAAUAUUACGUUUGAUCAUCGCUUUCGUAUCUUAGGACUGUUUUACAAAAUAACAUAUUGUGAAGUUUUCUUCCAAAUGCUGGUACUAUCUCUUAUUGAUCAACCGUCAUGUAUAUACGACUAGUUAAAUUAUUAUUUGUCUCUUUUCGCCUUCUCUUGAUAAAAAUUCAUCUUCUUUUAUUUAAGUGAAUGAUUUAAAAUUCAUUUUUGAUUCAUGUAAAGACAUGGACUUCCCAUGCAAAAAGGAAAACAGGAUAGAAUUUUUUCUUCAUGAUUAUAAAGCGGUGGUAGUAAUGAUUUAUUUUGAAUUCGUUUUUCGUAAAUAGUUCGAUAAUCCCAUAAAAUCAAACAGGUCUAAAUAUUCAUUCCUGGAUAUAAAAAGAAAUAAAGCUGUAUGUAUGGUCGUAUGGUGAGCUGUGUCCUCAUCUAUUUACAUGGCAGUAGUUAUAGGAAUAUGAUGUUGGGUGUAAUCUUCAGAACAAACUUAAAAGCUUUCUGUCAUAUAUUAUAUAUUUUCGUCACAUUAGCGAAUGGAAGUUUUGAUGUUUGUUUUCAAAUUUCUGCUCAUUUGCACCAUCAUGAAUAUUUGUGAUUUUGCUUGUUGAAUCUUAUAUAAGCGCUCUUGUUUGUUCAUGUUUUGUUUUCUAAAACUCCACAUUUCAUCUUAAUUCUGAGUAAAAAGGUUUUGUUAAAUACCUUGCCAAAAGUUGCUAAAUGACUGGUUCUGGUGUGUUCAUAAAACCCAAGCUUUCAGUAUGCACUUUGAUGUUGUGAUAAACGUGAAUUCUUUUUUUUUUUUUAGAAAAUUGGUAUAACAAUUGCUUCAUUCGUUAGCCUGGUGAAUUUACCUCACCAAUUUUAAAUUUACUCAACUUGGAACAGUCGCAUCGAUAUUUUUAGCAUAUUCAGUUUAUAAAGAUUAAAUACAAGCAGUAAAUUACAUUUCUAACCAAAUGAGAACAGCACACGUAAACGAGACAAAUAGCUUUGUCGACAUCGGGCACCUUUGUGGUGCACCUCAAAAGUAAAUAUCUUUCGGAGUGUGUUUUAGUUUAUAUUUUUUGUUGUUUUCAUUAAUAUUGUUUAUCAGCGAUUUGUCAAUCCCUUCUGUAUAGAUAUACUGUGUCGUAUUUAAAACCCCAGCUGUUUUUAAAUCACCAGAGAAUAUAAAUGCAAAUUUGAGUGUAUAUCGCUCAUACUAUGGCGACUAAGGAGUGUAACUGAAUCAAUUGUUCAUAUUAACAGAAUUUACGAAAUAUUAUCAUUUCAAAUAUUGUGACAUUUCAGACUCGCGAUGUGAUUUUUGCUCAAUUUGUAACUAAAAAACUGUUGUUAUUUUAAUUUGCAGCUUUUCUUUGUUAAAAAUUCUGCGUAUAUAUAAAAA
This is a messenger RNA of Styela clava, 3133 nucleotides long. Its product is annotated as E3 ubiquitin-protein ligase KCMF1-like. Gene Ontology annotation, biological process: synaptic signaling. Gene Ontology annotation, molecular function: zinc ion binding. The record is from RefSeq and is a predicted model, not a curated record. Gene Ontology annotation, cellular component: plasma membrane. NCBI's taxonomy places the organism in Eukaryota, Metazoa, Chordata, Ascidiacea, Stolidobranchia, Styelidae.